Molecule: messenger RNA, 1560 nt
Organism: Scomber scombrus (Atlantic mackerel)
Lineage: Eukaryota; Metazoa; Chordata; Actinopteri; Scombriformes; Scombridae
Gene: ngfra
Product: nerve growth factor receptor a (TNFR superfamily, member 16)
Exons: 8
Coding region: 196-1560 (454 amino acids)
Biological process (GO): Rho protein signal transduction
Cellular component (GO): plasma membrane; cell surface
Molecular function (GO): death receptor activity; nerve growth factor binding; coreceptor activity
Source: RefSeq, a predicted model, not a curated record
UCCAGAAGUCCCGGGCUGACGCUUGAUAGUGCGGACUCAUUGAUAAUAAAAAAAAAAGGAAAGAAAAAAAAGAAAAAAACAACCCGUGCCGCUGGAAUUAAAAUGAGCACUCCUGCUGAGCGACUCUCCUCCUCCACAUAGCGCUGCCUUCUCUUCUCAAGAUCUGUUUUAUGUGACUCCAGCAGGCGACGCAGGAUGACUACUACCUUAUCGCUGGUGAUUUUGUGCGCUCUGAUGGCGCUAAUGUUGGCGUCUAAGACGGAGCGGGCGGUGCAGAUUCCCUGUCACACUGGCGAGUACACCAAGGAUGGAGAGUGCUGCAAUGAGUGCCCACCUGGAGAGGGAGUGGUCAAGAAAUGUGGAGCUACUCAGACUGUCUGUUCCCAGUGUUUGGACAGUGAGACCUACUCCGAGGACUACAGUCACACGGAGCAGUGCAAGCCUUGUACUGAGUGUACAGGUCUGAUGCGGAUGGAGACGCCCUGCACCGACUCCAACGAUGCCAUCUGCGUCUGCAACUACAACUACUUCUUCAGUACAAUGUCCGGCACCUGUGAGCCGUGCACGGUGUGCCCCGUGGGUCAGGGCGUGUACAUACACUGCGACCAUGAUCACGACACAGUGUGUGAGGAGUGUGUGGACUCUACCUACUCUGAUCGGGAAAGUUCUCUUGACCCCUGCCUGCCCUGCACCAUCUGUGAAGAAGAGACAGAGGUACAGGACGCUGCUUGCACCCCUGUCAGUGACUCUAUCUGUCGUAAUCCUCUCCUCCCUCCAUAUUUCUCUACAACCCCUGAUAUGGAUCCGACUCUACCCUUCACCGAUUACCCCCUCCCCGACAGCCCCGACAGCCCAGACAGCCCGUUGCCUGGAGGAGAGACGACCACGUCAAGCGCCGGCUCUCCUCGGUUUCUCGGCCACGGCCUCAACGAAAACCUCAUCCCCAUAUACUGCUCCAUCCUCGCUGCUGUGGUGGUCGGGCUGGUGGCUUACAUCGUUUUUAAGCGGUGGAAUAGUUGCAAGCAGAACAAGCAGGCAGCUAAUAACCGUGCGGCUACAAACAACCAGAUGGUAACACCGGAGGGAGAGAAGCUGCACAGUGACAGCGGCAUCUCGGUGGACAGUCAGAGUCUUCACGAGCAGCAGCAGCAGCAGCAGCAGCAACAGCAGCAAGCCCAGGCUGAAGUCCAGGCUCAGCCUUCACACUCACACACACCGGAACAGAUAGGAUUCACUCUAUUAGACCCCCGCCGUCAUCUGCGAUACAAAACGCGGCAGGGGAGCAAUGAGGUCAUCAAUCAGGGCUGCAGUGGAGGGGAUCUGACAGCUGCUAAUUUAGGGGGACGGGUGAAGGAACAGUCUGAAAGGGAAUAUGACCGGGGGCGUAACAUUUUGGAGGCACCGCUGGGAUCGGGUGAGACGAGGUUUGACUUCUGCCAGCAACAGACGUCCCCGGCUCUCAUUCAGUCCCGUUCAACUUACACAGGCAGGCAGCAUCCAGUGACUUACACAGUGGCAGUUCAAGUGUCUACAACACAGAGCACAAGCAAUCUGAGGUGA